GACGUAAAAGCCGUCGAAACCCAGCUAGAAGAAUACGCAACACAGUGUCUCAAAGAUAUAUCGGAUCAUUUCCUACAACUACACAGUUUUUUACAAAAUGAGGAACAUCGUAUUUUAGAAGAAUUCCAUAGUCAAUGUUUAAAACCGCAACAGACAAUACGCGAUUCAUUUUCAAAACUAGGCGAAUCUCAAAGUAUUUUAAAUAAAAUGCGCUCCGAAUUAGAGCUAUAUCAGCACAAAGUACCCACGGAUAUACAUCUACGUAAUAUUUUCGAAAUUUACAAUUCCCAAUUGGAACAAAUAGAAUGUCGAGCACAAAUAUCGAAAGUUACAAAAAAUCCUUUUAUCUUUGAGGUGAAAUACGAUUUUCGCAAAGAUUUUUCCAAGUCUUUCAUUUACGAUUACAACGAUCCACAGCUUAAAAUACGGCUAGCUUCCGUAUAUAGUGACUUGAAUCAAACUUUCCGCGAUAUAAAAUCAGAUUCAAGCGAUGAAAUGGAUGUAGACUGUUACAUUGAAAAGCACAAGCGCAAAAAUAAUGAACGAAAUAAAAAGAAAAAGCUGGCACUACGACGCAAUGACAAUGAAGAUGAAGGAUCCAAUACAUCGGACACUGAAGCAAAACUGCCGUUAUUGCGCGACAAGGAAUUGGUGCGAAUUAGCCAUGUAAAAUCGCCCGAACAUUUCUUUGUACAAACUAAGAAUGCGAUAAGCGUAAUACGUGAACUCUCUAAUAAGUACGUGAAUUUCAUGCAAACCGAUGUUAUACCUAAGCUAAUCGCUGAGGGUCAAUGUUAUAUGAUAUACCAUGCCGAUGAUAAGCAAUGGUAUCGUGCUAUGGUGAAGAAGGCACUAUCGCAAGAUCUAUAUAGAGUGUUCUUAGUCGAUAUAGGUUUCCAUGUAGAGAUGCCGAAAGAUAGAUUCUGUGAAAUCGAUACAAAAUCUCUUAGCAUUCCCUUUGGCGCUAUCCGUUGCGCCAUUCAUGAUAUAAUGCCUGCCGGAAAGACAUGGAAUGAGGAGGCUAAUAAUUUACUAAUCGAAAUCACACGUAAUCAUUUCGUACGCAUCAGUAUUAUCCAGCGCAUCAAGGAGAAUGUGCUCUCAGUGGAUCUAAUUACAACUUCAUCUGAAGAAGCCAUUUCGGUGCGAGAUUCUUUUUUAUACACGGGCCUGGCGCGGGAGAUGUCAGGUACAGCGGACAUGCCGUCACCACUUAAGAAAAUAUCUCCCGUGGCGCGUACAAAUCAAAGAUUGCCAAAAUAUAAUUUUCAUAAUGGGGAUAUUUUGUCCGUAAAAGUGACGCAUAUCGAAAGUCCACAUUUGUUCUACGUUAUAAAGACGGAUGCCAUUGAAGCAGCAACGAUUCUAAAUUCCGAUUUGAAUUAUAAAUACCUUCACUUAAAAAUGCCUUUACAACCUCUUUUUGUGGCUCCAUUACAAAUGGGUUGCGCUGUGCGCAUCGAUGGCGUUUGGCACCGCGCACGCAUUGAGGAAAUACUUAUUCGCAUUAACUAUUUGUAUAACUUUUCUUCACAGUUCCAAUUCAAACAUUUCAAACCUGAACCCCCCGAUCAUGAUGACGACAUCAAAGAGGAAAUAAACGCUUUCGAUGAGGAUGAUGGUGACAAUGAUGAUACGGUCAAUGAUUGCCUCGAUCAGCUCUUAUACAAUUUGGACCACGAUAAUAUUCACUCAGAUAGUGAUGCUAGCGCUAAUGACGAAUUAAAUAAUGCCCUUUCACCGAUGCAGGCAGCGCAGGCCGCACAAUUGGCAAUGAAACAGCAACAAUACCCACAUCAACAAACAUUUGUACCGCCUUGUAAGAAACGCAUGUUCGACUCCAACGAAUACAAGCAAUUGCAUAAACAAAUGCUACAUGAAAAUUUGUAUGGCAGUGAGAAUUUCAUACAAAACGAAUUAGCAGCAAUAAUGCAAAGUGACAAUGAUGUUGGAGAUGUUGGGGCUGGCGCUACGGGUUGGGGCCUUGGCGAUGAUGAUGAUGAUGCAGCCAUUGUAGAAUUGGAACAAAGUUUCGCUCUGAACUAUUGGCAUAAUACAGACGAUGAAGUUGAACGUGAAAAGGCUAAAGAGAAAAUAAGAGAAAAGGAAAUGGCAAAGGAGCAGCAGCGAACACGGGAUAAGGUAAAAGGAAGAGAAAUGGAAAUACUUGACAGCGCCAGCUUUGCUCUACGUCCACGGCAAAAUUUGGAUACUUCCGCUUUCGACAAAUUCUAUCCGAAUGAAACUUCAUCGGUAUUCUCGCACUUUAGUGGCAUAGAAAGUUUCAAAAAUCCCCAACUGCCGGUCGGUAAACGCACCUUCGAAUGUAGUGUCGCCUGCAUCGUUACACCAACAAUUGUACAAAUCCUGCCACAUCUCACCGAAUUUGAAUAUCGUGAAUUGGAACUGGAACGACGUAUCAAACAUCUGGUGAAGUCAGCACCUUACCUCACCGAUUUUGAACCACGUACAAUUUGCCUCGCCGUUUACCACAAGGAUAGAAAGUGGUAUCGCGCACUCAUACGCUCGCAUAAUCCAGUCGCAAAGCAAGUGGAUGUACUCUAUGUCGACUACUUAAAUACCGCAUCGGUGUUGACCACAAAUCUGAGGCAAUGCCCGCUCGAAUUGAUAAGCUGGCCGCUGCGUACAAUACGUGCACGUCUACAUGGAUUGGUGCCAAAUCCGCGUUUACGUGAAAAGGACAUACGUCAGGCAUUGCAAGAUGUGUUGCUUAAGCGCACACUGAUCGCUCGCAUCGUAAAAGAUCCCAAAUGUUUGGAAAGUAGUGCUGUAUUCAAUAUGAGUGAUUUAAUGGGCCCAGAAGAUAUCGAUGUGGCUGGUGCAGCAACUGGUGGCGCCGGCGCGCAUCAGCAAGAUUCCACCGGUAUUAUGGAAGUACAUUUAUACGGUGGUGAUAAUAAAAGUCCAAAAAACGCUCGCGUUUAUGAAAUGCUCAUUCAGGAAAGCUUUUACUCUUAUAAAAGCACGUAGAUCUGAGCUUUCGUCAAACUGACCGUGUUUUCAUAACUCACGCAAAUAUUAUAACCCAUUCGACAUUUUGAAGUGAACUACUUAGAACUUGAUUAUUUCAUUCAUUCAUUCAUUCAUAUGUAUACACUCAUAUAAGCAUAGUUUGAAUUACACUAUUAUUUUUAUUGGUUUUGUUGCGACUACCGCCUGGAGGUAAAUUGCGGAAAAUUAUUCAACAUUCCCUUAAUAAUUCUUUAUUUUUUUAUUUUUACUGGAAUUGAGGUGUAUUGCUUAGGUUUUUUUUACAUACAAAUUAUUAAAUAAAGCUUUGAAUAUUUGACAUUGUUUAAAAUAGUUUAUUUUAUUUAAAAGUGGCUGCGUUAGGGCCAAACUUCAAUUUUGGAACUAUUUAAAUUAGAAAUCAUAUGUAAUUCCCACUGUGUUGUAAUCAAUGAAUAUUUUUCUCUGAAGUUCAAACACAUCUUAACUUAACAAGAACCUGAACAGAAAUUUGUAAUGGAAAUCCAAAAAUUAGCAAUGCCAGCUUAGAGUUGAGAAUGAUGUUUUUGGUAUUGUUCCUCUGUCUAGGAUAUCAGCCUGGGGUGCAGUUACGCGUUUUUAAUGACAUAUAUAAAAGGUCUUUGAAUUUCGAAUGCAUCUUCAGCUUCACUUCA
Messenger RNA from Rhagoletis zephyria (snowberry fruit fly), 3644 nucleotides. RefSeq lists its product as uncharacterized. The record is from RefSeq and is a predicted model, not a curated record. NCBI's taxonomy places the organism in Eukaryota, Metazoa, Arthropoda, Insecta, Diptera, Tephritidae.